AUGGCCCAGCUCCAGGCUAGGUGCCAGGAGGAUGAGUGGGUGGUGGACCUCCUCCACGUCUCAGGGAAGAUGGAUGUGCUGAUCACCGACCUCCUAAGCCAUGAGGCAUGGUGCACUCAUGUCCUGCCUUCUCUGCUCGAGGAGGCUCAGGCAAGCGAGUGCAGCACUGUAAAUAUCGCCCUUUACAGCCUGCAGUCCCACUCUGGAGUACUGGCAGCCCUGCUGGAGGUCGCAUUCUUCCACGAGAAAGUCUUGGAGGACUCCGACGAGGAUCUACUCCUGGAACUGGGCGGCUGGUGUGUGCGCAGACUGGUGGACGCCCAGGGUCUUGGUGAAGGCAAGGGCGGCGAGGAUCAGGCUACAGACGGACCGACCAAGGAGACUGCCGCUGGUCUGGACUUGGCAGGGUUGCAGCUGGCCACCUAUGCCAUCACCAUCGUCAGGUACCUGGUUGACCAUGGGCGUCAGAGUGCGCCCAGCCUGCUCACGCACCUGAUGGACACCCUGGACCUCCUGCACCUGGCCUGCCGCCUGCUGCUGGCACCGCCAUGGCGCGACGCGCCCUCCGGCCGCGCUUUCCAGGACGGCGCAUGGCGCCCGGUCCCGCCACCCAACCGCCGCGCGCUGCUGCCCCAGGAGGUCCAGGCCUGGCUGACCGUCCACGGCGCGGUACGGGACGAGGGCGUGCGGGCGCGGCUGGACGCGACCCCGACGCGCCGCGCCGCGCUGUGCGCGCUGGGCCCGCCGCUGGGCAACGGCGUGCUGACCCAGAUGCCGGGAAACACCUGUCCGGCGGGCAAGCUGAGUGUCAGGCUGGAGGUGUACCGCCUGGCCAAAGAGAGCGCAUGGGGGUGGUGGGCCACGUAUGAUUACGUGGCCAAUGACGAACCCUGCCAGGAGGUCCAGCCCAGCGAGGGGCAGCGUGGGCGGCGGCAGGUCAUGGUGCUGCAGGCGGGAGCUGGUGGAGGGGAGCCGCGUGCGCUGCCCGCCAGGGGGAAGAUCGUGGUGAUGACGGAGGGCAGGCUGCCGAUGGAAGCGGGAUUCAUGCUCCCGGCCUCUGAGAGCAAAUAUGACGACAACGGUGGCACGGUGGUGGCGGUCGCAGGCAACGACUACUGCAUCGUGGGAGGCAGCAAGCGUCUGUCCACCGGCUACUCCAUCCUCACCCGCGACCAGUCAAAGAUCCUCAGCCUGUCCCCAAAGGUGGUCAUCGCCUCGGCAGGCAUGCAGGCGGACCGCGAUGCGCUGCACAAGACGCUGCACUCCCGGCACGUCAUGUAUGCCUUCAACCACCGCAAGCCCAUGAGCUGCCCUGCCAUGGCGCAGCUGCUGUCCAACACCCUCUACUACAAGCGCUUCUUCCCGUAUUACACCUUCAACAUCUGCGCGGGCCUGGAUGAGGAGGGGAGGGGCGCGGUGUACACCUACGAUGCCAUCGGCUCCUACGAGCGUGUGGGCUACGGGUGCCAGGGAUCAGGGAAGGAGCUGAUGCAGCCGGUGCUGGACAGCCAGUUGAAGGCGGCGUCGCCCCUGCUCUUGCCACCACAGCCAUGGUUGAGCUCGCUCCCUCUGGAGGUCGCCAUCGACCUGGUUAAGUCCGCCUUCACAUCUGCUGGCGAGCGUGACAUCUACACGGGCGACGACGUGGAGAUCCUCAUUAUGACCAAGGACGGCGUGGAGGUGCAGACCCUGGAACUGAAACGCGACUGA
Auxenochlorella protothecoides is the source of this 1710-nucleotide messenger RNA. RefSeq names its product Proteasome subunit beta type-1. NCBI's taxonomy places the organism in Eukaryota, Viridiplantae, Chlorophyta, Trebouxiophyceae, Chlorellales, Chlorellaceae. The record is from RefSeq and is a predicted model, not a curated record. Gene Ontology annotation, cellular component: proteasome core complex. The transcript has 10 exons. The coding region runs from base 1 to 1710 and encodes 569 amino acids.